Messenger RNA from Eucalyptus grandis, 2042 nucleotides. RefSeq lists its product as uncharacterized. The record is from RefSeq and is a predicted model, not a curated record. NCBI's taxonomy places the organism in Eukaryota, Viridiplantae, Streptophyta, Magnoliopsida, Myrtales, Myrtaceae. The coding region runs from base 795 to 1433 and encodes 212 amino acids. The transcript is spliced from 3 exons.
UUUCUUUCCUUGAAGCAUUUUUGAAUCUGAAAUCCUCUCUCCGCGCUCGUUGUUGCUCCGCCGUGCAUCAAGCGGCCGUUCUCCUGCCAUCACCGACGAACCACAUUACGGCCGCCGCUACUCCGGUGCUCACUCGCUUCUCUCUUCGGGUUCGUUGCUGCUCCGUCAUUCGUUCCGGCGUUCCCGGGAUCGCAGAUGCAGCACGCGGAGGAGAAGCAGGCCUCUUCGAGCUCCCCUCAACGUCGGCGACGUCGCCCGCCAAGCGAGACCCGCACACACGGAAGGCUCGGAGGCGAGGUUGCUGGAGAAGCUGGUGCUGAGCUGCCUCGUCGUGUUCGACGCUCCUCCGCCUCCCUCUCGCGACGUCCGCUCUGCUCUCUCUCUCCCCCCCUCUGCGAAGUCGUGACUCUCUUCCAGCGAAACGCGACGCCGACGGCCCUCCACCUCUGCCGGUUGACUCCGUCGCCCUCGACUCCGACUCCGACUCCGACGCCGACGCCGACGCCGCCUCCUCCCUGAACCCGACUCUGACGCCGACGCCCCUUCGCCGGUUGCCUCCGUCGGCGUCGGAGUCCGUCGCCCCCGACGCCGACGCCUCGACCUCCGCCUAUGCGCCUGACGCCGACGCCGACGCCGAUGCCCCUUCGCCAAGUCCAUGCAUCGCAGAAAAUGGUGAUGCCGACCCAACAUUACUUAUUCAGUUAUUUCCUUUUGCUGCUGCCGAAAAGGAGAGACAAGCUUUGGUGGAUGCACUUAGAGCUAGUGAAGCUGAAUGCGAUGCUAUUGAUGCGAAGAUGCAGGAGGUUUUGAAUGCACAGAUUGCUGCUGAGGAUGAGUGUGUUUCUCUGUUGGAGAAUUUCUCUAAGGAUGCAACUGCUAGUGCUGACCUGAUAGAGAAGAAGGCAAACUUACUGCGUGCUGAGGAAAUGGACAAAUGGCUUUCAUCAAGUGAAGAUUUGGAGGUGAGGAAGAUGGAACUUGAAAUCGAGUCAUAUCUGAUAAGUGAAGCUCGUAAAGGAGUGAAUGUUUCCAUCGAGCAUUCAAUUGAUGAUGACAGUAGAGAGAAAGAAAAACUUCUUAAGAAGAAGGAUGUGUUGUUGGAUGAAUUGGAGAAGCUGCUUAAUUUAGUGAGAGAGAAGGAGAAGCAAAUUGCUGAGAAUGAUGCUUCCAUUGAAGCAGUAGAGAAGCGCAUUGCUGGUGUGGUCUCUGGAUUUCAGGACAUGCAAUCAGAUAUUGGUGCUAAAUAUGAUAGAAUGAAAUCAAAGCUCUCUCAGGUUGAUGCCGAAAGUGAAGCUUUAUCUAUAAAAAAGAAAGAUAUUGAUGACGUACUCUCUCAGGAAGAUAAUAAAGGAGCAAAGAUUAGGGAACUUGGGAAGAUUGCUGCAGAUGAAGCAAAAGCAUACAAUGAAGCAGCAGGAUUGAGAAAGGUUUAAUGCUCUGCAUUUUGGAGUACAGAGAAAGUAAACUGGGGCUGAUGAAGACUGAGGAGAGAUUUUCUGAAGAUGUCAUGAGGCUCCAACAAGAAGCUUCCUCUGCAAGAGCUUCUUUACAGGAACUGUCUUCAAAUAAGUCCAGCCUCCAACAGGAGAUAGCUUCAUUUGAGCAGAGGAUACUUUAUGUGGACAAGAGACUUCCAGAACUAGAGACUGAGAAAAGGUUGCUGCUGCUGCAAGAAAUUUCAAAGAAGCUACACGAAUAGCUGCUGAAGCAAAGUCGUUGAGCAAUGAGAAGGAAGGAACACAAAUCAAGCUUGAAAGAGCCACUAUGGAGCUUGGAAAGCUUGAAGAAGAAAUUAAAGAAACUGUUGAUAAAUUGCAGGAGGCUGAGGAGCAGAUCUUAUUAAGGGAGAGGGAUUUGGCAGUGGCUAGACUCCAGAGGUUACUCAUAACUGCCAGUGCUGCCAAUGCUGAAAGAGCUGCUGCUGUGGAAUUGGGUGACCAUGAAGAAAAGACAUUUUACUUGCUGAGGCCAAAGCUGCAGAAUAUGAAGCCCAAAAGCUCCAAGCGGUAUAUGAUUUGAAGGAGGAAGAUUUUGGCAAUCAA